CUUUCGGCCGCGGCGGGGAGGCGGGGAGGAGGAGGCGGAAUAUGGCGGACGGCGUGGACCACAUAGAUAUCUACGCCGAUGUGGGAGAGGAAUUCAACCAGGAGGCUGAGUAUGGUGGGCAUGAUCAAAUAGAUCUGUAUGACGACGUAAUCUCUCCAUCUGCCAAUAACGGCGAUGCUCCAGAGGAUCGUGAUUAUAUGGACUCUCUCCCACCAUCUGUUGGAGAUGAUGUAGGCAAAGGAUCAGCACCAAAUGUUGUCUACACGUAUACAGGAAAGAGAAUUGCAUUGUACAUUGGGAAUCUUACUUGGUGGACCACAGAUGAAGAUUUAACUGAAGCAGUUCAUUCACUUGGUGUAAAUGAUAUUUUGGAGAUAAAAUUUUUUGAAAACCGAGCUAAUGGCCAAUCUAAGGGGUUUGCUCUUGUAGGUGUGGGAUCUGAGGCAUCUUCCAAAAAACUAAUGGAUCUGUUGCCUAAACGAGAAUUGCAUGGUCAAAAUCCUGUUGUUACUCCUUGUAAUAAGCAGUUUCUGAGUCAAUUUGAGCUGCAGUCCAGAAAAACUACACAGUCAGGCCAGAUGUCUGGUGAAGGCAAAGCUGGUCCUCCUGGAGGCAGUUCACGGGCAACGUUUCCACCAAGUAACAGAGGGAGGGGUCGUUUUCCAGGCGCCCUUCCAGGAGGAGAUAGAUUUCCUGGACCAGCUGGACCAGGAGGACCCCCACCACCUUUUCCAGCUGGACAGACACCUCCACGUCCACCCCUAGGUCCUCCAGGCCCUCCAGGUCCUCCUCCACCUGGCCAGGUUCUACCUCCUCCACUAACGGGUCCCCCUAAUCGUGGUGCGCCCCCUCCUCCAGUUCUGUUUCCAGGGCAACCCUUUGGUCAACCUCCACUGGGCCCUCUUCCCCCUGGCCCUCCACCUCCAGUUCCAGGCUAUGGUCCUCCACCAGGUCCUCCACCCCCACAACAGGGCCCUCCUCCACCUCCAGGUCCUUUCCCCCCUCGUCCACCUGGUCCGCUAGGGCCACCCCUGACAUUGGCUCCUCCUCCUCACUUACCUGGGCCUCCACCAGGUGCUCCCCCACCAGCUCCACACGUGAAUCCAGCUUUCUUCCCCCCGCCAGCCAACAGUGGCAUACCUACAUCAGACAGCCGUGGUCCACCACCUUCAGACCCAUAUGGCCGGCCUCCACCUUAUGACAGAGGUGAUUAUGGUCCACCAGGCAGGGAAAUAGAUGCUGCAAGGACGCCUUUAAGUGAAGCAGAAUUUGAAGAAAUCAUGAAUAGAAACAGAGCUAUCUCUAGUAGUGCCAUUUCAAGAGCUGUAUCAGAUGCAAGUGCUGCGGAGUAUGGAAGUGCUAUAGAAACCUUGGUGACUGCAAUUUCAUUAAUUAAACAGUCCAAAGUAUCUGCUGAUGAUCGUUGCAAAGUACUUAUUAGCUCUCUGCAAGAUUGCCUCCAUGGAAUUGAGUCCAAGUCUUAUGGUUCUGGGUCAAGACGUGAGCGAUCAAGAGAGAGAGACCAUAGCAGAUCAAGAGAGAAGAGCCGGCGCCACAAAUCUCGUAGCAGAGAUCGUCAUGAUGAUUAUUACCGGGAAAGAAGCCGUGAACGUGAGAGACAUCGUGAUCGCGAUAGAGACCGCGACAGAGAGCGCGAUAGAGAGCGAGAGUAUCGUCAUCGUUAAGAGCUGAAGGAAGAGGAACACCUCACCAGACAAGAAACUUAACUUCACGGAAAGAGGCUUGUCCAGCAGUUUGCUUCUUGUGAUCGAACAGAGCCUGUAAAGAUUCAUGGAUAAAAUGAACAGGAAUAGAUCUGAAUAAGGCAAAUCUGCAUACAUGGUAACCAGUAGCUCUCUUACCUUUUUAUGUUGCUUAGCUGUUUUAUUUGAAGGAACCUGUGUGAUUUAAAACGUAUAGCUUUUUGCAACUUUAUUACUGGUUAUAUACAUUUGACAAUUAAAAUGUGCAAGCAAUUGAAAAAAGUCUAGUAAAUGCUUGUUUUUAUAGUAGUUCUUGUUUAAAUGUUCAAAUGAUAAUGUCUGUAAAGAGCAUCAAUCUGAUUACAAUAGAUGUAGUGUUGUAAUAAACUGUUUAAUGGGGCUGAUGUGUAAAGCUGUUCCAAGUUAUUUGAUGUUUACACCUCAGGGAGCGUCUUGUGUUCAGCAAUAUUUAAUGGUGUUAUAACAAUGUCUCUAACAAAACAUAGCAUAUUUUUUGCAUAUGCAUCAACUUGUUGUAUUUGCUGAAUGAUUAGCAGUUGUCAAACACUUGAUAUUGAUACUAGAAUAAUGGUUACAUUUUAUUUUAAUUUGUAGCUUUUUUGCAUAGAUGGCUUGUGAAUUUGCUGAAAGGUGCGCAAAUCUGUAAAAACUGUAGAUUAACAUUCUGUAAUAAUUCAAAUAGACUGAACUUUCUUUAAAGAAUAUGAAGUCUGAAGUUGAAUUCUGGUUUACUGAAGCCUGUCUGUUGCAAUAUGCAACACUCAAUACUUGGUUCAAGCAUACAAUUGGCCACUUUUAAAUAAUGCUGCAAUAAUUUACAGUUUUUAGUGCUAAUGCUGUGUCCUGCCUCUAGAGCACUAGUCAUUCUGUACCUAGAUAUAUAUGCCAGUUAACUGAAGAAAAUGUUUCUCCUUAAAAAUAAUAAUCAAGAUUUCAAACAAGCUUUUUUGAACAACAAAAUUUCCUGUCCAUAAAAAGAAAAUGCAUACAUAUCCUUUGUAUAACUAAUAGUGUAAUAAUUUGCCCUAACAAAUAGUUUGUGAUCUAAUGCACCCCACAAACUAAAGAGAGCACAUUUUAAUCAUAGGUUUAGCACAUGUUGCUUGAUUGUGGACUGUUUUCUUUUAAAAAUACUUCUUUUUCCAAAUUUUGCUAGUUCCUGCCUACUUUCUAAUUAUUUCAAUUAUAGUUUUAAAAGUUUGUUGAUCAAAUAUUUGAAGCAUUAUGACAUGUAAUACUCAGUAAAAUUACUUGUGGUAUACGAAUACUUGGAUAUUAAAUUAAAUGAAGACCACUUUAUAUGUUUUAAUAUCAAACUCAAGUUUACCAUCAAGCAUACCCUUAACAGAACCGUGACCAAUCCCAACUUCCUAGCCAGUGCACUUGUGUAAUAGAUGUGUUUACAAACGUUCGUCACAUUCCCACUUUCCUUAUUUAGGUGUACAUAUAAAAUAUUUUAACUGUAUAACAAAGACACAGUGUAUCAGUCAGACCUUAGAGACAUGUAUAAAAUCACAGUUUGUGUCUUACUAAACAUGGAAGCACUCAAGUUACCGUCUCAAAGGCUGUAUCCCAAUACAACUAAAAAUUUAUAUAGUUGAAAGAAUCCGCUUGACAUUUGCACAGCUCAGGUCAAUGCAGCUGAUUUACUCUUUCCUGGCCAAUAUUGUUUGACUUGUGUUUAAUAACUGGAGUAGAUGGUUAUUUUAACUAUUAGCCAUUUUGUACGCUGAAAGUUUUCUUAUGGUCCAUUCAUGCUUUGUUAAUAGAUUUCCUAAUUUGCCACGUUUCUUAUGUGAGAUGUUGGGCUUACUUUGAAAUAUUAUUUUGAACCCACAGUGCUUUACACAACUGUUUAUCUGACAAUAACGCCUAAAUUCAUUUUACUCUUGGGUUUGAUUAUACACAGAAAUCAAAGUGAAGUGAAGCAAAAUAUCAGGGAUUUCUCAUUUGCAUGAAUUUUUAGUCCUACAAAACCUGAUAAUGUAUACAUUGGGGUUGUUUGCUUUGUGCAGGGAUGAAUGUGAGUUCUGUCUAUGAUAACUCCAGAUAAUCAGGAAAUUGGAUGUUGCUGCAGUACCUUGCUAUUGUAUGUCCAUGUUGGGGUGGUUGUUCCAACUCUUAAGAAAUCCAAUGUAGUAUUGCUUUUAACUAGCUGGGAUGUGGGCAGACAAUCUGGAUUAAAUUGUACUGGAAAUGGCUCAAGAUGGAGGAAAAACAGGUAAGUUAGGCGUGCAAAUGCUAUUUGAGUAGUAAUUUCAAAUAUUCAGUAACCAAAAUUAAAAUAAUUUAAAGUCAUAAUUUAGCUUUCUGUAUGAACCCCGGAGAUACUGUUGUGUAUUCAUUGUCUUACAUUUUCUCCUAUAGCGAUUUCCAUUGCUGGCAAUGGAGCUGCCAAAAAUCAAACCAUGAAAUAACUUUUUGAUAUGUGUAGGCUGAACAUUUAACUUGUGUAAGUAGUAAAGAGUCGUAGUAGUUGUCUUGUGAGUAAAACUUGUUUUCUCAAGAACUCUUCUCAGUUUUCUCAGUAUUUUUUUUAAAAAGGAGUCCAAAGAUGUUUAGACAAAAAAAGUGAAAGCAUUUUACUUGUGAUAAUCUCUAGAAAGAAGUUUGGGCAUUUAUCUUCAGCCUGAUAAACAAUGCUCCUGAUGAAAUAAUAUUGUAAAUAGCUACCAGAUAGUAAAAUAAAAUCUGAGUAGUGUCUUGGUUGCUACUGUAGUGGGCUUUGGUGGCUAUAUUAAAUCUGUUUCUGUUAAGAAAAUGUAAAUAAACUUUAGGAGGUACUUAAUAAUCUGUAUAUAGGUUUUAAUAGAUAAAAGUGAUAGCAUUAAUGGCUAUUUUAAAAUAAAUUAUCUGACUGGUGGCCUCCUCCUGGAUAGUUGUGCUGACAUCUGCCCACAGUGGUAUUGUAAUAUAAGUUUGCAAUGUUGUGCAGUGUUGCAGAAGUUACUAUUUCUGAUACUAACUAGAGAUUACAAUUGGCACUGCAAACCAAAAUAACCUUUGACUAUUCACUGUCUAUUUAGUUGUAUAUUUGAGUGCUUUCUCCAAUAACAUGAAAGGCAAGCUUUAAAUGCCCUGUGUAUUGAUUGACUUCAGUUAAAAAAUCCAUGUAAAUAUUGGACAAGCUUUCAUUUUUCACUCAUUUACAGUUUAAGCAAACUUUUCCAAGUUUUAUAUAUAGGAUCUUAGUCACACUGUUUACGUGGUAGGUAUUUAAUGAUGCAGAGAACAUAUAGCCUUAAAAUGCAGCUUUAAAAAGUUACAGCAUUAAGCAUCCUCUGUAAAAUUUACAAUUUUCUAAUGUUUGAAAUAUUCAUAGUUUUUAGUAAUCUGAGAAACAUGUUAGUAGAAUAGACUGGAGUUUUUGAAAAUAAGAAAAUUAUUAAAAACCUGAUUUUUAGAAGGGAGGAAACAAGCAAGAUGCUUUAACAUGUUAGGAGUAUUUUAUAUAUUGGACUUUAGUGCUCCUUAUAAUUUUAUACACACACAGGAGCAAUCACAUACAUAUCCUAGAAUCCAUGAAUCUCAUUUCAAGCUGCUCUCUCUCUCUCUCUUUGUAGUUGUCAACUUUUAACUUGAAACAAAAAGAAUGCCACUACCUAUAAUAAUGUACUGUGUACUAUUUAAAUAGCUUAGCUUUCAAGCAUUUUUUGGCUCAAUAUCCAGUUGAAAACCAGGUUUAGUCAACCAUCAUCAGGUGAUCUAGUUUCUGUCAGCUGAGAAACUUUGUGUUGUAUCCAACCAAAGCUCUACUCAAGAGUAGGCCCAUUGCAAAUUAAUGGACCAAAAAUCAGUAAUGUUCAUUGAUGUCAAUGAAUCUUCUCUGAAUAUGACUGGUGUUAGAGACAUCCCUUGUAUCCAAAAGCCUAUUCAGCAUCCAAAUUCUAUUUGGCUGUAAUGGAGGAGGAUCUAGCACUAAAACACGUCUGGGCACAUCUGUGAUCUCGUCUUAUACAAGUAGCAUUAAAUGGGUGAGUUUUCUGACACCACAUUAGGGACAGUUUCUCACUUCAGUACUUGAACGUACUAACAUCAUUUUCAAAACCUUCAGCUAAAAUAAUAACCCAAGUCACCACUGAGAGUAGCAUGUUGUACACUCUUCUUUGGGAAUGAAUUUCACAUUAAUAGGUUUUUUUCUGAUUAACUUUAUAAAUUUAAUACAGUGGUUUACGUUUAUUCAUUGCAAGUGUAUUGCAUUUAAAAUUCAUUUUUGUCAGUGUUUUAUUUUCCAGAGUGCCUGUGGAACAACUAUGUUCCCUUAAAGAUUUUUACGUGAUUUUGGUUGGGUUUCACUACAUUAAGUUUUGCCCAAAUGUGUACUCGCAAAUAAAGAAUAAUAAUACCAUUUGCUAUAGUUUGUAAACAGUUGCUUACAUUACAGGUUUUAGGUUUAUUGGUAUGCAAGCAAACCUUUUUUUUAAUGGGCAAUGCCUUUCUAAUACCUGAAGGCUCAAAGAACAUCUUGGUAGUGUUGAGUUUCUGGACACUCAAAUGUCUUCAGAAGGUAAGAAGAGGGUGUCCUUUCACAUUAGCAUAUGUGAUUUUUUAUUUUUAAAAAUGCCAACUCCAUCUCAAAACUUUGGCUUGUCAAAAUUCUUUUCACUUCCAUAUAUUUUAAAUUACCUUUCCUUCCAGUCUUUAGGCAACUAUUAGGAAUUUGCUGUCCAACCAUUUAUUGGUCUUUAAACUGCAAAAGAAGUUACCUUGUAUUGAAGAAAAAUAAAGUGCAUUUUUAUGAAAGCUUAA
Messenger RNA from Podarcis muralis (Common wall lizard), 6473 nucleotides. It is a transcript of the gene CPSF6, whose product is annotated as cleavage and polyadenylation specific factor 6. The record is from RefSeq and is a predicted model, not a curated record. Lineage: Eukaryota; Metazoa; Chordata; Lepidosauria; Squamata; Lacertidae. Gene Ontology annotation, molecular function: RNA binding.